UGAUUACCCACCGCUAGCAAAGGGAAGAGGGCUGAGCCUUGAAGCUGCUGGGGGAACUUGAAGAGAGCAGGGGGAGGAGGAGGAGAAGAAGGAUUGAUAUAACAAGAGCGGCUGUCUAUGCGCAGCGCAAUUCUCACUCACUCCAAGUCUUUGAACCAAGACAGAUAAAGGGGAGCGGGCUUUCCAUUCAUUGCGAGCGCAGGCAACUUUUCUUUCUUGAGUCCGUGGCGCGGGUCCGUUCACCAGAUAGUACUCAUAUGUUUUAACCUUUUUAAAGAGCAAUUGAAAACACGAGACAACGUGUCAGCGGCAGAUUUUAAACUUUACGAGACCUCCAAGUUGUGCAUGACAUUUCUUUUAAGGACUUGAGACACUGACAGACGUUCUUCACCUACCGCGUGGUGUGGGAUUUUGAGCUGAAACGGGGACAUUCAAAUGCAAAAGUAUAUGUAUGAGAAAGCAAUGGCUCAAGAGACCAGAAACGGAGGAACCUCUACAUUAAAUAACAACAAUGGUGUUGACAACAGCAAGAAGAAGCUGCUAAUAGCGCUCGACGUCUUCUGUCUUCUACUUGCUAUGCUGCCCAGCCUGGUCCUGCAUCGUACCUCUGUGCGUCCGUACCAGAGGGGUUUCUACUGCAGUGACUCCAGCCUGAGAUACUCCUACAAGAAGAGCACCGUGUCCUCCUCAGUGCUCACUGUCGUUGGGUUGACACUGCCCUCGGUGUCCAUUGUGAUUGGAGAAUGCUUCAGGAUUCACCAACUACAUGAGGGAACCAAGUCUUUUGUUGGGAAUCCCUAUGUCGCAGCCCUCUACAAGCAGAUGGGCGUGUUUCUCUUUGGAUGUGCCGUCAGCCAGUCAUUCACAGACAUUGCCAAGGUGUCAGUGGGCCGUAUGAGGCCACACUUCUUAGACGUUUGUAAACCAGAUUUCUCCACCAUCGACUGUUCACUGGGAUACAUCACCAACUAUACCUGCAGUGGGGACGAGAGCGAUGUACAGGAGGCCAGGAAAUCCUUCUUCUCAGGACAUGCCUCAUUUUCAAUGUUCACCAUGCUCUACCUGGCUUUCUAUCUCCAGUCAAGGUUUUCGUGGCGCGGUGCUCGUCUCCUCCGCCCGCUGCUGCAGUUCACCCUGUUGAUGAUGGCUUUUUACACCGGCCUGUCACGCGUCUCAGACCACAAGCACCACCCGACCGAUGUCCUGGCAGGCUUUGUGCAGGGAGCCCUGGUGGCCUACUGCAUAGUGUUCUACGUGUCAGACCUGUUUAAGCCCAGGGUGAGGUCAGCCACGCCUCCGCACUCCCCCAUCAAGAAGGAGUUGCUCCAAUCGUCCGACAUCAUUGAGAGGAACAAUCACAACAACAUGGUGUGAGAGUUGUCGCGACUUCUUCCUGUGACUGAGGAGCCAAUCACAUCACUGCUCACCUCCCAUCGGACAGUAGAAUGUAGCGACGAGAGACUGUAGCUGCUUCUCAAAUGACACCCUCCUCCCUUUCGCAGUGUCCAGCAAGGCACUUUGUGGACAAGGGUGUCAGAUUUGAGAUUUGCACAGCAGAGUCCACUCUCACUAUCCAGACUCAUUAUUUACUAUUAUGUUAACUACUAAUCACCAUUUGAGCCCAUCGUUUUGAGCACAAACAGAAAAGAUUUGGAAGACUAAAAGACAAAUUGAAUUGAGAAAUUUACAGGCAGAGCUGAGGGUGUGGAGGGUUGAUGGAAGUGUAACCACAUAAAGGGAAAACACUUUUGAAGACAAACAAAUGAAGUAAAGACACACAAAAAUGACAAACCCCCUGCCUAGGGAGGGAAGGAUUUCCAGUCUCUGAACUCUCUGUGGCCUUGGAACGCCGUAUGACAACAACUUCCUUAGCUAUGGGAAGGAUAUUACUGCAAUAACUAGCAGCAUAGAAAUAUUAACAGUAUAGAAAAAUAUAACUUAUAGCACUGUUUUUAAGUUCAUUGUCCAUUAUCACCACUUGCUGCCUGAGACGUCUCACUGAGAAAAAAUACUUGAUGUUGCUGACGCCACUGAAAUAGAGAAAUUGACUCCUAGAAACCAACAGAGCCCGGUGCGGUGGUUUCACCAUGCUUAGCCAGGAUAGAGUUAGCAUAGCAAGAGUCAUAUUCCAAUCUUUUUACGGCCUUUUUAACAGGUUUCAAAGCAGUCAUUCGGCUGCCUUUUAUCUUACUGAUAGCCAAGACAUCAUUAUCUCAAUAAACUUUGUUUUAGCAUUAGGAACUGAAGCCCUCCAACACAUCUGUCCCAAGCACCAGCACAUCAAGUUUUUUUGUAGAGGACUCUUAGAGCGGCUCAAACCCGGGAUGUUGCAUUUCUUGAGAGUUAGAUGUAGUAAAGGGGGAAUAUUUUCUGUGGAAGGAGGGAGGCAGAUCUUACAGCCUCCCAGCACCUGUACAAGAGGCGUGGCUGUGCCAUGCCAUUUCCAGGUGAUGGGGCCAUCUGUUUGGCUUCCUUAACAGGAAGGGGAUGGGUGGACAGAGUGAAGGGGUGCGGGCUGUCACCAAUGCAAAGAGGGUGGUGAAUUACAGCUAAGCUGGCACAUUGUUUUGGGAUGAUUUGGGCUCUUUCUGCUGGCAGGGAGGGGCUCCCACCGACCCAAUCACUCCUUGGCAAUGGAUGUUUGUCUCUCGGUGUGUGUGUGUGUGUGUGUGUGUGUGUGUGUGUGUGUGUGUGUGUGUGUAUGUGGGUAUGUGUGUGUCCUAUACACUCCUGUGCUUGUGUGGGUACGCUUGUGCUUGUACAUGUACAUCUUUUGUGUGUGUUAAUGUGUGUGUAAAUAGGUAUGAGCGAUGUGCCCUGUGAAAAUGACCCCCCUCAUGAUAAACUAAGUAUGUGUCAAAUGAAACACACACUGUCAGCUGUGCCAAGUGGGUGUGUCUCUGUGCAUGUGUUUGUUUGUAUGUGUUUGCCACUGUGUGUCAGAGAGCAGGUGAGCGUUCUAAAAACUGUGGAUCUAUUAUUUUUAUUCUCUGCUGAGAAGCAUCUUUAACCUUGUGUGUUUUUAGCCUGUCCUGUAUAAUCACUAACCGUUGUACAGUACACAUACGGAGCCCUUUUUAUUUACAGCCUACUCAGAUCCUCCUCCAACAACACACUCCGCCAUGUUGCACAUCUUUUCUCAUCGUAUAGUCCGUCCUAUUAUUUCACAAAACCGUUUUCACUCUUUUUUAUAAAUAUAUAAAUAAUGUAUAGAUCACUAAAAAUUAACUCUGUAAGAUAUUGUUUCUUAACAUGUUUAGAUAUAUCCACUAUGAUUACAGACCUGUGUUCUUUACAAAAUGCUGCUUCAAAAGCAUCGAUUGACAGAUUUUUGUAUUUAGAAAACUAAACUAUUGUAGAUUGUUCUAGUUAUGUUUGUAUUAUGCAUUCAAAAAAUACACCCACAAUUGUAUUAAAAUUCAAUAUUAGUAUUUUUGUAUCGUCUCGUUAUUUUGUACAAAGACAUAGUUGCAAUGCUGUUUUUCUGCUAAAUGUUCUUAGCUCUAAUACAUGUGCUUUUAAAUAAAAAGCUCAAUAUGAACACAACUUUGGUUUGUCUUGGCUAUUGAUCCCACACUUGGACUACACGUUUUUAAUAUGAAUAUGUUUUGUAUGGCUUUAUGGAUUGUUGUUGUACAUGUUUGCUUCUGAUUGUUUUUUUCUUGUGGAAAGUCCUUUAUAUUCCUAUACACCAGAAAAUACACUGCACAAAAAACAAAUAAAUACAUUGGUUAUGCAUAUUAUAA
Messenger RNA from Eleginops maclovinus (Patagonian blennie), 3746 nucleotides. It is a transcript of the gene plpp3, whose product is annotated as phospholipid phosphatase 3. The record is from RefSeq and is a predicted model, not a curated record. Gene Ontology annotation, biological process: phospholipid dephosphorylation; signal transduction; phospholipid metabolic process. NCBI's taxonomy places the organism in Eukaryota, Metazoa, Chordata, Actinopteri, Perciformes, Eleginopidae. Bases 436 to 1374 code for a protein of 312 amino acids. Gene Ontology annotation, molecular function: phosphatidate phosphatase activity. Gene Ontology annotation, cellular component: plasma membrane. The transcript is spliced from 7 exons.